AUGGCGACACCAACGCAUGUCUAUCCAGGCGUGAAUCUCCCUUUGCGAGACAUGCCUAAGAGGUCAUUCAAUCGUAAAGAUGAGUAUUUGUUCUACCCCAUUGGGUUUCCUGAAUACAAAAGGAGUCAAUCUCAGGUGAUGCCGGUGAAAGAGGUUGCGAUGAUGAUUCUCAUGGAUACCUUGACGGAUAAGCCAGAUUGGCAUAAAAAGGUGUUUGACGAGACAAUUGUUAAGAAGUGGAGAAAUGAAGCGCGCCAGCAGAGUGAGGAUGGAUUGUAUGCGAGGAUCAUGCAGGAUAAGCUGGAGAAGGGUCCUCGUAAGCCUCGGGAUAGGAUCAUUACUGAUACGGCGUUCGACUACUGCAUUAAGGAGCUGCGUGGAAAGGCAAGGUACUUCGAGAAGUUUGGUCUCAUCCCUACUCUUGAUGGACCCGGCAACACGAUCAUCAAAUCAGACUCGUUCAUCGACGAGAGUCUUCACCGUGAUCUCAACAGAGCGUGCUACACGCUUUUGAAGGAUCAAGAAGGCAACGCCGAUUGGCACCCGCGAAGUAACGACAUGGUUCAAAACCUUAUCCAUCCUUCCAUGCACAGUUUCGUCUACGAUCGUUCACCGUUCAUCCAACACGAAGUCGUCGGCGUAUCGAACGCACUUGACUUCAUGGGCGAAGGUAAGCCCGUGCGAGGUCAGCCCCCUGUGGUCCGACAGAAUUUAUUCGAGCAUGUGUGGGAGCCAGAAUUUGCCAUUGGUUCAGGAAAGAUUGGCUCAGAGUACUGGUCCAAUAAAUACCAGUGGUUGCCCGCCAACGUUAGAUUUCGCGAAGAUGGCAGCGCUGAGUUUACAAGCUACGUAAACAAUCUUCACCCAACAAGAUUUCCUGAAGUCUACAGGACCAUCGAGAGGUUGGUUGAUGGGGCGAUCCCUGCUUGGGAUCAUUGUCUGCGAGAGGUUAGUCGUUUCAACGACGGGACCUUUGCGGGGAGGAACAAGUCACGCUUUGAACGGAUCAACGAAGCAUCUGACGAAAAUGGCGACUUAUGGACGCCAGAGUUCAAUGUGAAAGAAUUCUUUCAUAAAGACGUCGAGCUCACGCAUCAAGAACUUCGUGACAAGGAAGAAGAGUGUUACCAUGAAUCAGAGGACCCAGUCGAAUUCGACGAAGAUGAGGAUCAGCGCAGAAUGAACGAGGGCCUCCCUCCUCUUACACCCAAUGUCGAUGAUGAGACCAUGGCAGAAGUUAAAUGGCUCAAGUACCGCGACACCAUCCUUCCCGACCCAAAACCCUUUGAAGAAGUUGACUACGCGCCAAAGCAGAGCUUACGAGAAAAGUUCAAGAAAGAUGGUUUGCAAAUCAUUGUCAAGAUGGCGAGUAUUGAACUCACGCCUGAGAAGCCAGAGUUCCCCGCUGGAAGUUGGCAUCUCGAAGGUCAGAUGAAUGAGAAGAUUGCCGCCACUGCGCUGUACUACUUUGACAGUGAAAACGUGGUGCCAAGCCGUUUAUCGUUCCGCAUGCAGACGAGCUCACAUCUGAAUGAUGAGAUCAAGGCUGGCCAGGAUCGCUACAACUACCUUGAAAGGGUGUUUGGGACAUGUCUUGGAAUGCAAGGCGGAUUAGCGAGAUCUUGUGUUCAGAGCUACGGUGACGUUGACACGCCAGAGGGUCGACUCCUCGCUUUCCCUAACGUCUUUCAACACCGCGUGUCUUCUUUCAAGCUCCAAGAUCCGACAAAGCCGGGACACCGACGCUUCAUGGCUCUUUGGCUGGUUGAUCCGCACCGCCGAAUCCUUUCGACGGCGAAUGUGCCGCCUCAACAAAAGGAUUGGUGGACUGGAAGCGGCGAAGUGCCUAGUGGCCUUAUGGAUAUUGAGGAAGCGCGGGCGCAUCGGCUUAAGUUGAUGGGUGAGCGGACUGCGGAGAAGGUGAGGGCUCACUGGGAUUCCAUUGACUAUAACUUCUGUGAGCAUUGA
Molecule: messenger RNA, 1968 nt
Organism: Fusarium proliferatum ET1
Lineage: Eukaryota; Fungi; Ascomycota; Sordariomycetes; Hypocreales; Nectriaceae
Exons: 6
Coding region: 1-1968 (655 amino acids)
Source: RefSeq, a predicted model, not a curated record